UCUUUCGAUUGCGCAGCAGGUCCAUCCAUCAUUGGUUCCUUCGCUUUCUCCCGAGCUACAACAGCGAGCACAUCCAAACCGAGCCACUCCACCGACGUCUUUCGCGACGUUCCACAUCCCAUCGGCGAGGCAUCCCACCGCAAUCAGUUUCACACAGCACAAUAGCACGGUCUCGAUCCAUCACUCCGACGAGGCCCGACACGACACGACACGACACGACACGAUCCAUUCGAACCAAAGCCGACGCAAUGAGGGGACCGCAGCCAACACGCCGGGAAGAACGCGAACGCGGUAGGGAAGCACCUCCCUCCCCACCAAACCGCAGGCGCCGCUUUCGGGGCUCGCAGCGGAGGGACGGAGCGCACGCACACGCACACGCGCACGCACACGUACACAAGCACAAGCACGGCGUCUGCUGGACCACGGCGCUGAUCGUGUGCGUGGCGACGCUCAACAGCAUCCAGACGAUCGAAUACGGGGAGUCCUUUGUCUUUCGGACGACCACGUUGGCGGGAACCCACCGCGAUCCGGAGCCGGCGCGCAAGCAGSGAAGGUGCCACGGCGAAACRCCGCGAUCCGUCCCCCUGGCGGCGUGUGGCGCCCUGGGAGCGGCACGGCGCGGGGAKGAUCCCUGGUCGUUGUCCUCCAGCACCACGAAGCAGCGGAGAGAGACCCAUCGAGGGAAGAAGUUGGGAGGACACCAAUCGGUUUCGGGCGCAAAGGRAGAGACAAAACCGCUGGCACCGACGCGAUCGGCGCAGUCCGUCGCGUCGAUUGCCGAUGCCUCGUACCAGCUAUUGGACCACGAGCUCCUGACCAAGGACGAAGAAUACGAGCUGGGUCUCAAGAUUCGAAAAUUCAUCGACACCAAGACCCAGAUCGAAGAAAUGAUGAAAAAGAAAAAAGAAGAAUACGAACGACGACAAGARGAAAACCAGCGUCGAAGGGAAAAAGCGGCCGAGGACCGACGGAGACGAAGGACGGAGAAGAUAACGAGAAUGGAAGACACCAUGGAGGAAUUAGAAGACGACGACGACGAAAACGACGACGAUCUUUCCAUGGAAGAAGAACUGGAAGAGUACCUGGUGACCAAGGGCCUCGUGUCUGGAAACAAAUUCGAUCGCAAGCGGUCCGAUUCUCGGUUGACCAGGCACCGAUCGUCCAUCGAAGAACUCUACGGGGUCUACGACGAUGACGACGACGACGAGGAAACCAUGAUGGAAGAACUGGGAAUGGCCAUUUAUGGGAUCGAAAACAUCGACGACGAUGGCCUUUCGGACGGUCUCACGGUAGUGGAAUCCAGAAACGAGUUUGAUUUCGACGGCAGCAACGGCAACAAUUACAACCACAACAACUACGACGACGAAGACGACUACGGAUUCGGCGWGGAGGACGAAUUCGAUUCGCURGCGGAAACCUCUGCCUCCUCCCAGCUGGGCGAUGUCAUGGACAGCAUUCGGAUGCUCACGGAAGCAGACAUCGUGGACGAGCUCGGAAUCGAGGGCGGCCGGGACGAACUCUCGAAAAUCCUCAUCGACGGUGCGCUCGCCAAGCAGCAAAUGAUCAAGAGCAACGUCCGGCUGGUGACGAGCAUCGCAAAGAAGUGGAUGCGGACGUCCGCCUCGUCCGUCCACAAAAACCGCAACGCCGACAACGAAAAGAAUCGCAAGGGGAGCAACAACCUCGGCGACUGGUCGACGCCCUCCCUGGACGAGGUCGUCCAGCAGGGAAUCGUUGGGCUGGCCAUUGCGGCGGAGCGCUUCGAACCAGAGCGAAAGUUCAAGUUCAGCACCUACGCCACMUACUACAUCACCAACGAGAUCCGACAGAUCAUGCAAUCCGCCACGACGCAGUGCCUCUACGUCCCGCCKUACUUUUACACCAUCAAGAACAAGUACGAAAAAAUCGUCAGGGACAACUACCGRGAAACCGCGGGAGACCCGGCCCGGUCCCUGGGCAUGGACGAAAUCGCGGCCCUUCUCAAGCUCAAGCGGACGAGGCUGGAGUUCAUCCUCAAGUCGACCCAGACCCUGGCCCAGCUCGAUGCCAGCCUCGAYACCUCCAACUACAACGCCGGAAAGGCCGGAUCGGGACCGGACRGUGAAAAGGUCGAGACCCUGGCGGACAUUCUCCCAGCGUAAGUCAAGUACUCGCGGCAUUUGUUUUCGGGGGAAGACMAACCCAUUUUUUGCUCASGAAACACAWUGGUAAAUUUACUGACCUAAUUUUCAUUUCWCGCGCUUUUGUUCUGAAWUKUCCUUGUUGUAGCGACGAUCCGAGCCCGGAAGAAAUCGUCGAGCGAUCCCUGCUGAGGCAGUGCCUCGAAAAUGCUCUCGCCGCCGAGCUCCUUCCGCUCGAGCGAGACAUUGUUCGGCUCCGGCACGGGCUGGACGAUGGAAAGUCGCGGACCCACAAGGAGGUCAUGGGCUCCUUUGGCGGCUUGCUCACGCUCAACGACAUUCGCACCGCGGAGACACGGGCGUACCGCAAGCUCCGCUUCAAGAGCUCGGUGCACAACGCGAGGCUGAGGGAGUUCGCGGCGGAAUUCAUCGGGGUGGCCCCCGAAAAGCUCAAGACGGUAUAAACGAGGUAGGAAGGAAACGGCCUUUCGCUAACGAUCGAUUGGGCACUAGUUCCGUUACCACAAAUAAUUCAGUCAACAAUAACAAUACGUUGUAACA
Messenger RNA from Pseudo-nitzschia multistriata, 2681 nucleotides. The record is from the annotation of a GenBank genome assembly. Lineage: Eukaryota; Bacillariophyta; Bacillariophyceae; Bacillariales; Bacillariaceae.